Messenger RNA from Zychaea mexicana, 1451 nucleotides. RefSeq names its product Alpha/Beta hydrolase protein. Bases 353 to 1300 code for a protein of 315 amino acids. The record is from RefSeq and is a predicted model, not a curated record. The transcript has 5 exons. Gene Ontology annotation, molecular function: triacylglycerol lipase activity. NCBI's taxonomy places the organism in Eukaryota, Fungi, Mucoromycota, Mucoromycetes, Mucorales, Lichtheimiaceae.
AGUUUUAACUCGUCGGGUUGAACACGUCGGGUCGGGUUAUAGUGUUUUUUGACCCGUGGGUUAACGGGUCAGACUCUUGACCCGACCCGAUCCGUCCAAUUGCGACCCCUAAUCCAAGUCUUUAUUAAACGGCUUAUGACAUAAAGUUGCUUCUAAAAACAGGCACCAUCAAUACACAAGCAGAGCGACGUCAAUUUGGAACACGUGACGUUAAUUUUGCUGCCAGGCGACAUUGACCUGCGACAUUGGGUGCGACAAUACUUUUUGGAAACCCUGAGGUAAAGUGAAAAUAAUCUUUUUGAAACAAAGAGGUUCCCUUUUUUUACCUUUUUUUUUCUUUUUGGGUGAUUCGAUGGAAUUCUUUUGGGUUCUGCGACGUUGGUUUAUUACCUUUUUACUACGGGUAGCAUUUAGCUGGGGCAAUCGUAACCAUUCUGCUCGAAUCAUUCAAUUUCUUGGCUUCCUACUGCCAUUUAAUCGUCGAUGGGUACGCGAAGACACUGACCACGGAACUUGGAUCGCCGAAGAUAUUGCUGGAAGUAAAAAAGAAGCCAUUUCUGAUCGUCUUGAAGAAAGCAAUGUGGUAAUCAUGUGGGUUUCAGGUGGAGGUUUUCGAUUUGAUAUGACGCUAUUGUACAUCCGCGUAUGGAUUACCUGGAUCCGUGCGCUGGAAGCAGACAAGAAUAUGAGAUGCGUUAUUUUCGUACCCAAAUACAAAACGGGACAUCCAUUUCCUGCAGCAGUAAAUGGUGUAAAAGCAGCUUAUGACUGGCUCGUUAAUACCAUGCAUAUACCUACAUCGAAACUUAUCAUUGGUGGCGAUGAUGCAGGUGCUGCCGUUGCGCUCGACUUGAUGCAUUUGCACAAACCUAAAUUUGCAGGUGCGAUCUUUGCAUCGCCUUAUACCGGAUUGGAAGCUGGAGGCGAGUCAUGGCGCGCCAACAUGGACAUUGAUUUCAUGACUGCCGCGGCUGUGGAUCGUAUGGAAGAAAGUUAUAUCCCUGAGGAAGGAGACCAACCAUUCCGCUAUUUGCCUGAUCAAGUCGAUUUGGCAACUAGUUUACCACGGCACAUGUUAAUCACUGUAGGCGGGAAUGAGGUAUUACUCGACGAAGCAGGCUAUCUGGCAUCGCGUGCACGUGCUGGCGGCGUUGCUGUCACGUUGUGCCAGGCUCCAGAUCAGACACAUCUUUGGUCAAUGUUGCCAGAUGUUCUUGUACAGGACGUGAAUGUACGACAAAACGCAGUGGAUCAUUUCGUUCGCUUUGUUGAACUAUGUGUUCGACCCGGCAAACACUAAACAAAAAAAAAGACAGACAAGGCGCAUUACUAUAUCAUAUCAGAUCAUCUCCAUCUAAACUAAACAAUAAUCAAGUCAUUCUUUGCUCCAUAUCAUCAAUUCUGUAAUAAUAAAAGAAAAACCAUAAUUCUCGUCGGCACUUGGAUGUGGC